AAUAAUAUCUGGUGGUUCAAUGAUAGCCAUGUCACUUGAUACUUUUGUUAAUAUAAAAAUUCUUUUCAACCACGUGACAAUAUUGAAAAAAUAAUGCAAGAUAAAGUUGAUUUUUUAGCAAGAAAAUAUACGAAAUAUUUUUUUAUUAUUAUUCUCACUACAAUAGUAGUAGUGACAUUUGGUGGAUUAACGAAGGGAAAAAAUAUUACUUUGCCAUUUAAAGCAUCAUAUCCAUAUGAUUAUAAUAAUUGUUCAUCAAAAUUUUGGCUAUCAUAUAUUAGUCAAUGUUUAAGUGUUUAUUGUGGUGGUUUAGUGACUAUUGGAUUUGAAACAUUUAUUAUGGUGUUGAUAAUUCAAAUUUGUUCUCAAUUAGAUAUUAUUUAUCAUCGUCUUCAAACUUUACCAUAUUUGAAUAAAAAUAAUAUGUCUAAUGAAACAAAAGAAGCUAAAAUUAUAAAAGAAUGUGUAUUACAUCAUAAUUAUAUUUACACGCUUAGUGAGAAAUUAAAUGAUAUUUUUAGUAUUGUAUUUGGUGUUCAAUUUGUUGGAUCAAUUGUUAAUAUUUGUACACUUGUUUAUAGUUUAACAUCAAGAAAUGAAUUGAAUGAUAAAUUUUUUGCUCAUGCUUUAUUGUUACAAAGUAUGUUAUUUCAAAUAUAUAUCUAUUGUUACGCGGGAAAUGAAGUAAUGUUAAAAAGCUUAAAAGUAGCAGAUAUUAUCGAUAUUGUAGAUUGGACAAUGCUAGCAAGAAAAACAAAAGAGGGUCUUCUUUUAAUUGCAGUGCGAUCAAAAAAACCAAUUAUUAUUUCAGGUGGUCCUAUGAUUUCAAUGACACUCACCACAUUUGUCACGAUUUUGAGAACAUCAUACGCUGCCUAUAACUUACUUGAAAGUUCACAUGCAUAGGAAAAAAAAAAAUG
This is a messenger RNA of Leptopilina boulardi, 920 nucleotides long. Its product is annotated as odorant receptor 67c-like. The transcript is spliced from 6 exons. Gene Ontology annotation, biological process: sensory perception of smell; detection of chemical stimulus involved in sensory perception of smell. The record is from RefSeq and is a predicted model, not a curated record. NCBI's taxonomy places the organism in Eukaryota, Metazoa, Arthropoda, Insecta, Hymenoptera, Figitidae. The coding region runs from base 94 to 906 and encodes 270 amino acids. Gene Ontology annotation, cellular component: plasma membrane. Gene Ontology annotation, molecular function: olfactory receptor activity; odorant binding.